This is a messenger RNA of Diplodia corticola, 4377 nucleotides long. Its product is annotated as lysophospholipase-like protein. The record is from RefSeq and is a predicted model, not a curated record. The transcript has 11 exons. Gene Ontology annotation, cellular component: membrane. Gene Ontology annotation, biological process: arachidonate metabolic process. Lineage: Eukaryota; Fungi; Ascomycota; Dothideomycetes; Botryosphaeriales; Botryosphaeriaceae. Bases 1 to 4377 code for a protein of 1458 amino acids.
AUGUCGCAGUCCAUAAGAGGCCGCAGCGAUUCCUUGGCGGCCCGCAAUUCACCUUCACGGCAAGUGUCAAAGAGACCAGCGCGAUCUCCGUCUUUAUCUGUCAGAACACCAUGCGAUCCGUACAGAGACUUGCACCGACUGGACGAUCGUCUCAUCGACCUGGAUGGCACAGGCUCCUCAGCCGCCUGUACUCACCCAGAUCGAACUCCGCGCGAGUUACAGCCACAGCCUAGCCUUCUUGACCUGAUCGAUGGCCCUUCCAGCACAAUCUAUCAGCCAUUUGCCACCGAGCAGCUGGGCCUGAGUCUGCAGCCCCCCGACCAAAGAUAUACAGAAGAGUGCCAGGAUUGCGGCUCUACGAGCGAGGCUGUUAGCUUCUGCAACGUGUGUGAUCUUGUUUAUUGCGCGGAGUGCUGGGACCGACAACUCCCACACAGGCGGCGAAAGCUCGGGCCCGGUGGGAUUCCUCAUGAAAAGACUUCGGCUUCUGUCGCACAAAAAGUGCAGCAAGUUCUGGAACCGCCCACUGAUGAGUAUACCAGAGAGAGAUUGCACUUCCAGGAUGCAGAGACAGCAUGGUUUGGUAUUUCGCGGCCUGAUGACGGACCGCCGCUCUUCCAGGACUAUGGCCGCUUCACUGAACUGAUGGAGCUGACUGAGGAUACCACAGCGGGGCCGUUCAGUGCUGGAUCCGCUGCAGCGGCCACUCGGGACAAUCGAACCCCAAGUUUGGUCUCAUUUGUCGGGGAGACGGGCGCGGGCAAGAGCACCCUGAUCAAGCUCCUUAUUGACCUCAAUACAGAAGCUUGGGAGAACUACGCAACCCCUGUUGUAGGGGCCUCGGGUGUUGACGUGCCAACUUCAGAGGACGUGCACCUUUACAUCGAGCCCCGCACAGCAGAAACCGAUGCGCCCGUCUUAUUCGCCGACUGUGAAGGCCUGACUGGAGGCACCCGAGAGCCUUUGGGCGCUGUGUUCAAGAAGAAGCGGAGAAAAACCAGCCCAAGGGGAUCCGAUUCAUCUGAUCGCCUUAGUCGUAAAGGAAGACUGAUCUCCGAGAGAGAUAUAUCAUGGGCUGACAAUGCACGCUCAAGAAGCAGAGAGUUUGCAGUGACGAAUCUCUACCCACGACUUCUAUACACCUUCUCUGAUGUUGUAGUUUUUGUUCUACGCAACCCCCGUGUCGUGGAAAGCGUCUUUGAAAGACUGAUUGAAUGGGCAGCGGCAGCGCUCGAGAUGUCGUCCAAUCAACCAGUCUUACCUCAUGCUGUUAUUGUCCUGAACGCUUGUGGCAAUGACAUCGAUCCAUCUCUAUGGAAUCCGGAAAUCACGACCGAAAAGAUUCUUGAGUCUUUAUCCCGCACCGUCAACCAGAACAGAGUGUUUAAAAAGCAAGCGCAGAUCUGGAGAGAGAGGAACUGCCAGAUCGAGACCGUCGAGCAGUUGAUGCGUUCUUUUUAUAGCUCUGUAAUCAUCAUCCGCAUCCCAGCCGAAGGCAGACCGAAGCUCAUCCAGCAGCAAGCAGAGACAUUGUACAACAGCAUCCGUGAAGCUUGCAAUUCAGCAAGAGACAGCAGAGCUGAUCUGCGGAUGUUGUUCGAUGUUGAGGAAUUGCAAUCUUAUCUCGACUGCGCUUGUGAUCACUUUGCACGGACCUUGGACCAACCAUUCGACUUCGUCCAGGCGUCACUUGCCAACAGCCCAAUACCACUGGAUUUUGGCGGAAAUGUUCUCAAGCUCGCUAUCAGCCUCAUGGAAGCGUGGAAGGACGAAGUGGACGCAAGGACGAUCUUCCAAGAGCUCAGCUACAUGGUGGCUUCAUGCAUCAUGUUCGACAUCGCUCGGAACAAAAACAAAGGCUCUAUUGAUUCGAUGUUCCCACAUUACCUAGACCAUCUCGACGCGGCUCUCGAGAACUUCUGCAAUAGCCACUGGCCGUGCGAAUUCGUCAAGCCCGGAACCACUUCCAGAUGCGUCAAUGUAAGAAGCGGCCACGCAAAAGGGCACCAAAGCAAAAAUGGUAAGGUGUUGGCCGUGGGCAUCUACCAGUCACAUUUUUCCUAUACCACGCAUCGCGAGGAGUUCGAGAGGAACGUAUAUUUCAACCUGAAAGACCUGCACGCUGUUCUAUGCGAACGGGUCCGUGACGGAGAACCGGAAGAUAUUGUGGCUGCUGACGUUCACCAAAACACUGUUCUGGCAAACUUCGUUGCGCGUUGCUCACGAGACCGCGGGAAUUCCCUGUUCAGCAGCCAUACCGCUUGCUUCUGCUGUCUCUUCGAGCUGCCGGAGCACGCCCUACCGUGCGGGCAUAUCAUCUGCACGUCUUGUGCUCAAGUAUUUGGGUCGUCGUCGGUGAAUGAGCUUACAGUUCCUCGUUGUCCAAUCUGCCCCCCGGAAGCCAACGAGUGUCAUUACAAGAUUCCCCUCAAGCCAAAGGGUGCAGGAGUUCGCAUUCUGACGCUGGAUGGUGGUGGAAUGCGCGGCAUUGUUGAGCUUGAAGUUCUUCUCGCAAUAGAGCGCGCCAUGGGCGGGAAGCUUCCAAUCCAGAGCUUCUUUGAUCUCAUAGUUGGCACAAGUACCGGAGGACUCAUUGCGCUUGGACUUGUGGGGAAGGCUUGGUCGGUUACCGAAUGCUUGGAGCACUUUGAGAGGCUUUGCAACCAGGCCUUCACGCGGCGAGCCGGUGGAGAUUUGCCCAUCGUAGGCUUUUUCAUCAACAGCUACAACCAAUCCCUCUAUGAGACGUCGCCACUCGAGAAAGCCCUGAUGGAUGCGUUUGGGGACGAUGAGUAUCUCUUUGGUGGCCGAAGCGGAAUCAAACCGUACAGGGUCAGAGUUGCCAUUACGACGGCCUCAGCAGCAACAGGGACACCGAUUGUGCUUUCAAAUUACAAUCUGCCAUAUCAGUUCCAGAGAGCCGAGACACUUGCGUCAGAGCUCAAGCUUUGGGAAGCUGGGAGAGCCACUUCUGCAGCACCCCGUUUCUUCAAGUCAUUCAACCACGAGCCCUCGAGACAAGUGUACCUCGACGGCGCACUAUACCACAACAACCCUAUAGCAAUCGCCCAACGGGAAAACAACUUGAUUUGGCCUGAGCAACCCUCUGAAUUCCCGGAUGUUGUUGUUUCCCUCGGGACUGGUGCUUCGUUGCGCGAUCGACAAGUCAACUCCGACCAUCUUAUGACGCCUCAACAAUCGCGGCGAGGCAUCUUCUCCUACGGUAAAAGUCUCAUCAAAAUUGCUAAAGACAUCAUCGACUCGUCCUUGGACUGCGAGAAAACUUGGGAAGCCUACAUUAACGGAUUGCCCAAAACUUGCGAGUCCUCUCGAUUUGUGCGCAUCAACCCAGAAGUUGCUGAUCUACCUCAGCUUGAUGACAUCGGUGAAAUGAAGAGUCUGCAGACUCGUGUCCAAAAUAAACUACAGAAUCCAAGGUAUGAGGACAUUCUUCGGCGCCUUGCCAUGCGCCUUGUGGCUACGAGCUUCUUCUUCGAAGUGCAAGAACCCAUCUCAGAUGACAAGAUCGUGAAAGGAUCCAUUUGUUGCCGUCUGCCAAAAGACUCCCCAGAGGUGGGCGAACUUGGCAAGCUGAUCAGAUCCUGGACUCCGUCGUACGGCCAGUUGCCCUUUUUUUUCAUUUACGAAAAAGGAUCAGACAUCACCACAGCGCAGAAGAUACCAAUAUCCGAGGACAUGAUCAAGACGAUGGUGGUCUUCUACGAAUUCCGCAUGCCUCGGAGGAGUGUGCAGCUUCAGCUGUCUAAUACAUUUGCGCCGACGGAGAUACAACUCUGUUUCAACCAGAGCGACGCCUUCCCAAUCAGUGGCUUUCCCCGGAUACUUUUUGAGGAGUCUUUGGAGAACCGGACCAAUUCACGCAGGAACCUCGCAGUUACAAGCUCGAGGCGGAAUCGGUGGGUGUCGCAAUUUGGUGAUCGGCCACAGAGAAAAUGGACACCACCAACAGGCGACAUCCACCGGACCGCGUCAGUCACGGGCUACGCUCAGUCUACGAAUCCCCUUGGUUAUGCAUCGCAGGAGGACCUUCUGGCAAUGGCGCACACUCUGAAAUACGGCGCGCCUCCUACUCAGUAUACCGUGGCGGCAGCGCCUCAAAACACUGGAACGCUAGCUUCUGGUACUGCAUAUCUACGAGGCGCGCUUCGCGGCCUUGUCCACCGGUCAAGGUCUCCGAUGACCGGUACAAUUGCAAACUCGCAGCCUCCAGGAACGCAGCAAACCCCGCCAAUCGAACCGUAUCCGCCUAUCAUGCCAGAGCUCAUCGGGGAUCAUAUAUACAACGACGCCACCUCAUCCACCGGCGUUUAUGAGAUGGACGCCGAGAGCUCCUAUCCCGUUGAGCUUCCUGGAUAG